AUGACGCCAAACUUAAAUGAGGCAAAACGUUUGGCGCACUUAGGAGUCCGUUAUGGGGAAAAUCUUCGGGUUACCGUAGCUGCCAAUCAGGGAGGUCGAAAGUAUAUGGAGGAUCGUGUCCACAUUGAGACUGUCAGGGAUGAUGACGGUUCUAUUAGGUUCACAUUUUUUGGAAUCUUCGAUGGACAUGGUGGUCAUGAAGCCAGUGAAUAUGUCAGGAGAAAUCUUUUAAAUAAUAUAGUGAAAAAUGAGUUAUUUGACUCUGAUGAUGACGAUGAUAUCUUGGAAGCUAUAAGGCUAGGAUUUCUAACUACACAUCACGGAAUCUGGAAAGUAGUCUCCGAGUGGCCUCGUACCGCUUCCGGGUAUCCAAGUACUGCAGGAACUACUGUGAGUAUAGCUAUACUGAGAAACGGCAAGCUAUACACUGGCCAUGUUGGAGAUUCUGCUAUUAUUUUACUGAGGAGAGCUUAUCGCAAAGACAAUUCGGAGGAUCUUGUUCCGCACAGACUAACUAUCGAUCACAAACCGGAGAGUGAAGAUGAACAAGCAAGGAUUCGCAUAGCUGGCGGAUCGGUAGCGCUCAAAAGCGGAGUUGCUCGUGUGGUUUGGACGCGACCACUAAAGCAUCAUACCGGUCCAGUUAGGCGUAGCACGCCGACUGAAAGUAUUCCAUUCCUUGCGGUCGCAAGAAGUCUAGGCGAUGUUUGGUCGUAUUGUGAGGAUACCAAAGAGUUUGUAGUUUCUCCUGAACCGGACCUGGCUGUGCAAGAACUAACUGGUAUGAAUUCGCGAGUUUCUUGUUUUCUCUUAUUCGCCUUUUUCGCCUCGUUUGCUCUUUCUGAAGGUUCUUUGAACUAUGGCCCGUUUUCAUGUGAGGCUUCACGUCUUUUCUGCGUAAACCUG
Messenger RNA from Cooperia oncophora, 906 nucleotides. The record is from the annotation of a GenBank genome assembly. Lineage: Eukaryota; Metazoa; Nematoda; Chromadorea; Rhabditida; Trichostrongylidae.